UAUAUGCGUCCAGAGCUCUCUCAGGCUCUGCGGGGACACACCGUCCACCGUCCUUUCUUCAGCUCUCUAUAUGCACUGAUACAGACAUCAGCUUCACAACCAGAACCAUGGAGGUACUAGACGCGCUCAACCUGGGCGAACUUGCCCAAUAUUUCUCCAAAAUUGCCAUGUUCCCUGUUUUUGAUCUCGCCUAUUACAUCGUGUCCAUACUCUACCUGAAGUAUGAACCGGGCUCGGUGGAGGUGUCCCGCAAAAGCCCCGUGGCCUCGUGGCUCUGCGCAAUGCUCUACUGCUUUGGGAGCUACAUCCUAGCAGACAUCAUACUCGGACACAGCCCCAUCGACUAUUUCCAUAAUAACAGCCACAUUCUCCUGGCCUCAGCUGUAUGGUAUCUCAUCUUCUACUGCCCCCUUAACUUAUUCUACAAAUGUGUCGCAUUCCUGCCCAUCAAACUUGUGCUGGUAGCCCUGAAGGAAGUUGUCCGCACUCGCAAAAUUGCUGCCGGGGUGCACCACGCUCACCAUGCCUAUCACCACGGCUGGUUCAUCAUGAUCAUUACUGGCUACGUCAAGGGGUCUGGAGUGGCUCUCAUGUCAAAUUUUGAGCAACUGCUGCGUGGAGUGUGGAGGCCGGAGACCAACGAAAUUCUCAACAUGUCAUUCCCUACCAAAGCCAGUCUGUAUGGAGCCAUUCUGUUUACACUUCAGGAGGCGCACUGGCUUCCUGUGUCCAAGAGCACUCUGAUCUGUCUCUUCACUCUCUUAAUGGCUACUUCUAAGGUGGUUAUGACUGCUCGCCACUCUCACGGAUCUCCCUUUGCUUUUGUGGAGUCAUGGGUGUCCCAUGUGCUGUUUGGCUCCCCUCUUGCUGUCGAAGACGCUCACGAUCACCACUACUCUGCUCCAGGAGCUGCCGUCGCCCCUUCCUCUCCAGCCAAAACCAAGGAGGAACUGAGCGAAGGCACUCGCAAGAGAAAGGCCAAGAAAGCCGAGUAGAACUUAAACUUCUUGUUAGAAUUUAAACGAAAAAGAAAAAGAAAUAAAACAACUGCUGGUGUUUGUUCAUGGGUAAUUUGGUAAUACAGGGGUUUCUAUUAUUCUAUUUCUCACUUGACGGGGUGUUCAGUCUGAUGUUCACCAAUGCGAGUUUCUUGUUUUUAAAUGGUGCUUUAAAUGACCGGUACUAUGUAGGACCUCUGUAAAUAGUUCACCAAUAUUUCUCAUCCUUCCUAAUACUAUGCAGUGUACUUAUCUAUUUAUUUCAUUUUCCUGGUAAAUUUAGUGUGCUUCUUUAUUUAUUUCAUGUAUUGUGUACAUUGCUUUUCAUUAGCCAAGAUCCCUCACUUGUCAGUGGUGAACUACCUAAUGGACAUUGUCACUGGAUCAUCAAGGCCAAUGAAAGAGUGAACCAGUCCCAGCCAGGUUACAUUCAAGAAAUCACUCUCAAGGCAACAUAUGGAUUCUGAAUGAACUGCCAAAGAAUGCACACAACAUGAACAAUCUUUACACCAUAUUGCAUCUGGCCAUACAGUUUUACAAAUAAAUAUAUUUUCCAAUCAA
Molecule: messenger RNA, 1559 nt
Organism: Trichomycterus rosablanca
Lineage: Eukaryota; Metazoa; Chordata; Actinopteri; Siluriformes; Trichomycteridae
Gene: tmem38a
Product: transmembrane protein 38A
Exons: 6
Coding region: 108-995 (295 amino acids)
Biological process (GO): potassium ion transmembrane transport
Cellular component (GO): membrane
Molecular function (GO): identical protein binding; potassium channel activity
Source: RefSeq, a predicted model, not a curated record